GAAAUUGAGAUUGCCUAUUUGGAACAAAUGCGCGAGUUUCUGCAGCGCUAUGGCUCCGUUUGGAUAACCACACGAAAUGGUCUCGAUAAUUUAUUCAACCAGUUCCAACAGGAUUUGGCCGCCUUGACAACCGAGCAGUUGUUACAAUUAUUCAUUAAGGAACGUGGCACUGGUUCCACUGAACCACAGGAUGUGUCUUUCGAGGAUGCCGAGGUCGCAGCCGCAUUCUCUUCGGCUGAUCGUAGUAACGAUGCUGGUGCGAAUUGCAUUGCUAUUCGUAACGCUGAGCCCUUUUUCGGAUCGGUCGAAGCAGGGGAUUUGCGUGCAUCCUCGGCUCUAGCAACAGUACCUCACAGUGCUUUGCCUUUUUACGUUAGUCAGCCAAUAACUGCCCACCGAACUGCGUUAGAUCCAGUUGGUGUCGCUCACUAG
Messenger RNA from Dicrocoelium dendriticum, 432 nucleotides. The record is from the annotation of a GenBank genome assembly. NCBI's taxonomy places the organism in Eukaryota, Metazoa, Platyhelminthes, Trematoda, Plagiorchiida, Dicrocoeliidae.